Molecule: messenger RNA, 1983 nt
Organism: Pungitius pungitius (ninespine stickleback)
Lineage: Eukaryota; Metazoa; Chordata; Actinopteri; Perciformes; Gasterosteidae
Gene: zmat4a
Product: zinc finger, matrin-type 4a
Exons: 7
Coding region: 55-837 (260 amino acids)
Cellular component (GO): nucleus
Molecular function (GO): zinc ion binding; nucleic acid binding
Source: RefSeq, a predicted model, not a curated record
CCUCCACCACCAUCACCUCCGCUCCGUCCGUCUCUCCUCAGCAUCUUCUGGUUAAUGGAUUACACAGUUUCCCUCCAAGUGCAACAUCGGCUGGCGGUGUCCGCGACACACUUCUACCAGGGCUACCGCGUGGAGUUACAGAUGAAGUCAACAGAGGUGGACCAAGGGCUUUUCACAGACAGCUACUGCAAAGUGUGCAGCGCUCAGCUCAUCUCCGAAUCCCAGAGGGUUGCCCAUUACGAGAGUCGGAAACAUGCCAACAAAGUGCGGCUGUAUUACAUGCUACAUCCUGUGGAUGGAGGCUGCCCGGCCAAGAAGCUCAGAACAGACAACGGCGGCGACCAGGGCGACGUGGACAAGAACAAGUGCUGCACGCUGUGCAACAUGUCCUUCACCUCAGCGGUGGUGGCACAGUCACACUACCAGGGUAAAAUCCACGCCAAGAGACUAAAACUGCUACUUGGGGAGCAGCCUGCCAUCACAACCAAAGAGGCAUCUCCCAGUCCUGUAAAGAGCUCCCCAGAAACGUCCCCCAUGACCUCCCCGCGACAGCGCCGCGACUCGGACCGCUACUGCCAGCUGUGUAACGCCUGGUUCAACAACCCCGGGAUGGCUCAGCAACAUUACGAUGGGAAAAAGCACAAGAAAAAUGCUGCUAGGGCAGAUCUGCUGGAGCAGUUGGGGAAGACUCUGGACAUGGGAGAGAUGAAAGGUCUGAAACGGAGCUAUACCUGUGAAGUCUGCAGCGUCACACUGAACUCGGUGGCUCAGUACCAUGCACAUCUGCAGGGGUCAAAGCACCAAAACAACCUGAAGAAUCAGAUAUGUGUCCAGUGAGCGUGGGCCCGAGAUAAACACCAACAGUUGGAUUGAUGUCAGACAAGCUGUGAUCAGCUUGCCCUGCUUUUUCUGCCUCUGCCCUGCUUAUGCUCUCCUCCACAUCAUUUCGACUUUUCUCUCUUCUAUCUUUUACUCAAUUUCAGCCGCCCAUGAGGAAACUAAAGAGAUUUUUUUUUUGUAAUAUUGCAUCCAAUCUCGCACUUGUCGGUAAACAGUUCAAAAGAGUUUCUCUACUCUUAAAUCAUUCACCUUUUUCAUCCCACUGCCGCAGUGAUUUCUAUCCCCUGGAGAUCCAUUAAAGUGAAUCUGAUACACAGUAACCUUUCUAAAAUUGCAUGUAUUGAAAAACUAUUCAUUUUUCAAUAUUUUUUAGUUAAAUAAACCAGAGCAUAUUUAUUUACAAUUAAAAAGUAUAUAUAUAUAUAUAUAUCAUAUUCAGCAUUGUGGGCUUUAACUGUGUCAAUCAUUCCCCUUGCCCUUACAUUUUGUAUGCACCACGCAGUGCAACUCUACUAUUCAGCUUUUAUUGCACACAUGCUUGCAGUGGAGCUAAGUCCCCUUGUGUCUUAAAGGGGGAAACGGCAAUAAUGACACAGGUCAGACUUUUAUUUUAUGUUCAAAUGGUAUUAACUUCAACGAGCUUGACGUCCGUGACUCUGGUAGAAUUAAUAACAUGUCUGCAUCUACACAGAAGAACAUUUUUAUGUUUUUUAUGUUUAACUCCAACUUAUCAAACGAUCACAUUUAUGUUUCAUAAAAUGCGAGUGACACUGCCUUUGCCCUCUCCAGGUUGAUGCGGUAUGGAAGAGUAUUAAGAUGAGGCGUAAAGGCAAAGUUUAGAGGGAAUGUUUUAUUUUUUUGCAUUUCGAGAAUAGAGUUGAACAGUUUCAAUAUUCAAAACACUAGGACUGUUAAAAAGGUCUUCAUAUAUAUCGUUUUUAUCCUAAAAAUGCUAAUUGGACUAAAUUGUUUAAUUUGAUAUUAUUGGAUUGGUACUUCGCUUUUAUUCUCAACAUUAUUCUCAACCAUAUUCUUGAAUAUGUACGUUAACUUUAUACUCAAAACGUCAUUCCAACUUUAUUCUCAACAUUUUAAUUUAUUUUCUCUGCUAAAUAAAUUGAUGAAUAAAACUUCCUUCAGUGA